UAACGACGUUAAGUUUGCUCCAUUUUUUUUUCAUGUCCAACAAGAAGAGUCCCCCGGGUUACAGUAAAACUUUGAAGGAGGAGGAGGAAAAAGCUUACAGCGGAAGCUAAAUUUGGGUUACUGGAGGGAGAAGAGAAAGAGAAUUCUCUGAAAUUAUAGUUUAAUUUGUUCUUCAACUGUUUCAGAUCUCCCUCGCCCAAUUUGAAUUUUGUGAAACUAACGUUCUUUCAGGUUCUAUAUAUGUUCACAUUUUUGACCGUAUACAGCAGAAGAAAGGUAUAGUGGAGAUUAUUCUUACGGAUUGAUUGAUUGUGUGUAUAUACAUAUAUUGAAGAAGUAAGGAAAUUGGUUAUUGGGAGAACGCAACUAGUUUAGUUUUAGCAAUGGUUUCAAGCUUGUUUAUUGGAACAAGUUUUACAUUGAAGAAGAAAAGUCUCAUGCGUGCUGCUGUUGGCACUCGAGCAGGCACUGGAUACAUUCAAUGCUGCAAUUGUUUCUCCAAUAUAUUCUGUAAUGUUCACCACUUUGACCAUCAUCGCAAGCACAAUAAUGUUCAAGGACUGGACUGGGCAAGAUGUAGUAGUAUCGUAUCUGAUAUCUGUGGAUUUAUCACAGUUCUUUCGGGAAUAAUUUUACUCCAUCUGACUAGAGAACAAGAACCAACAAAUCCACCACGUAAAAAUUAAAGUUGAAGCAUGUACCUGCUACCCAGCUAUAUAAAUCGUCUGGCUCUCAUCUUGAUAUGUGUAUAUCCUUGAUAUCAUGCAGUCUAAAAUCUUAUAAAAUGUAUGGCAUUGGAUCUGUAAGUCUGCAAUACCUAAAAACAUAUGUUGAUUUGGGUGCAAUUAUCCUAUUUUGGGUCAAUUUGACUACUUAGUUUCAGUGAACCUUCUAAAUUUGGUUACUUUGUGUUUACCUGAUCUCAAUGAAGACGGUAAGGAACACAAAUAAAAUAAUCAAACUUGUAAUCUAUCUGAUUUUACUUGACCUUUCACAACAAUUAUUCCAUUUCGAUAUGGGGCUAGACCACCAAAGGAGCACACAACUUUACAGUGCAACAUAUGGUGAAACAGUGAGGUUAUCUGCUCCAAAUUUUUCUUAAUUACUGCACAUGCUCUUCUAAUUUUGGGUACUUGGUUCUAUGAUUAAACAUUUUAAAAGAGCAUGUGUUUCCAUCAUGUAACACAUUAGCAUCCUUUUAUUGACAUUGGGACAGAUGACUCCCUUGAGCUAGUGAUUGACAGAAAUUAUUAAGUACUUUCUGGCAUUAAUUUUGAUGUUGUAGAACUUUCCGUAUAAGUUCAGGUCUGGAGUAUACUAAAUGUUCUUAGAGAUACUUCUGCAGAAGCUAGACUUGGAACUCCAAAUUGAAGCCUCAAUAUAUUUAUAUGCCUCAAAAGUAUUGUAAGUUUGUGCUUAUAAUACAGAAGUUUAUGCAGGAAAUGUAUCGUGGUAUGAUGGAAAAGAUAUAAAAGCUAUGGAGGAUGGACACUACAUAAUGUUGAAUGAUUCAAACUAUUUCUGCUGAUAUCAUCUCGAUAUACAUUCUAGAUUUUGACUGCAAAAGUUGAAAUUGUAUCCACAACUGAUGCUUAAUUUGUGAGAGUUCUUGCUGAAGCUCCGCAAUGUUGAGCUUUACAACUAGGAGGGAAGUUCUGGUACAAGCACAAUUUUGGGGAAGGCUAUUGAUUCAGUCACCUUGUAACUGAAGCUUGGCGUGGAUCUUUGCUGAGCUGCUGUUCAAAUUUGAGAGCUGUUGUUCAAAUUUGAGGUUUGUACAUACUCGAUGAUGUCUCUUCAUUCAGUUGGUUGUGCAGAGAAUUUAGUUGAUUCAUGCUGUAAUUUAUUGUGCCACCAAAUUGGUGCAACAUAUUAUGAGUUCUAUAGUGUGAGAAUAUAACAUAGUGAAGAAGGUUACAGCAGUAAGUUGGAUCAUUUAUUUUCUGAGGAUUUCAUGAUAUGGAAAUCUAACCUGUUUAUUUACGGGUAAUGACAUGAUGAACUCAUUUUCACAUCUAAGAGUAAUUGGAAGAAUUAUUCCCUUUGUAGACAAA
Messenger RNA from Solanum lycopersicum (tomato), 2054 nucleotides. The record is from RefSeq and is a predicted model, not a curated record. Lineage: Eukaryota; Viridiplantae; Streptophyta; Magnoliopsida; Solanales; Solanaceae.